Messenger RNA from Danaus plexippus (monarch butterfly), 5121 nucleotides. RefSeq lists its product as uncharacterized. The transcript has 19 exons. The annotation marks the transcript as partial. The record is from RefSeq and is a predicted model, not a curated record. Gene Ontology annotation, molecular function: nucleic acid binding; ATP binding. Lineage: Eukaryota; Metazoa; Arthropoda; Insecta; Lepidoptera; Nymphalidae.
AUACACAAGUGUAAUAUCAACAAAAUAGUUAGAAUUAUUGGUGAUUUUUUUUAUUUAAGUCGAGAUUUAAACGAAGAGGAAUGUAUUCAAUAUUCACAACCAAUUUCCCUUUCACCUCUUGGAAGUCCAAUUCCAGAAAAUAGUCCACCAUCAAUAAGGCCUCCUAAAUAUACAGGACAAAAGGGGAAUUUUAGAAGCGUUAAAGAAAUAGAUCCUAAAUAUCGGCAUAUUUUUUCGUAUCCAUAUUUUAAUUUUGUACAAUCGGCUGUGAUGGAUGACGCGUUGUAUUCAAAUAAAUCUAUGGUGGUAUGCGCCCCGACCGGGUCAGGCAAGACAGUUAUAUUCGAAAUGGCCAUAGUACAGUUGCUAAUGGAACUUGAAGAUAAAAACUACACUGACGAUUACAAGAUUAUUUACAUGGCCCCUGUUAAGGCCCUGUGCACAGAACGUAUUACCGAAUGGUAUUCAAAGUACAUGAAGCUUGGCCUCCUAUGUAUAGAAGUAACUGGCGACACCGACGUAGACUUCUCACAGUUACAACCCUACAGAAUAAUAAUAACAACUCCCGAAAAAUGGGAUUUGAUAACGAGACGUUGUAACGACCUGUCCCUCGUGAAGCUCUUCCUUAUAGACGAGGUACAUUCCUUGAACGACGAAUCGAGAGGGCCCGUCCUAGAAGCUGUUGUUAGUAGAGUGAAGACUGUACAGUGUUCAAUACAAUGGUGCGUCCGUCUUGUGGCUGUGUCCGCUACCAUCAGCAACCCUGAAGACGUAGCCACUUGGCUCGGGGGAUCACAGGCUGUACACUAUAAAUUUGGUGACGAGUGUCGACCAGUUAAGUUGAACCGCGUAGUGGAGGGUUAUCCGUGCUCGCCAGGGACCAGCAUAUUCAAGUUCGAUAUUAUUCUAAACUACAAACUUUGGCCGGUCAUACAGAAAUAUUACAACGGGAAACCUACUUUGAUAUUUUGCAACACUAGAAAAAGCGUGAUGUUCACCGCUGAAACACUGUCUAAAGAGAUUACUGUUGGCUUCAGUCCUGAACAAAAAGCGAAACUAACAACCAUAGCGUCUUCAAUAAGAAACAAGAAAUUACAGUCGUUGGUGUUGUCCGGCGUGGGUUGCCAUCACGCCGGUCUCUUACUAGACGAAAGGAACGCCAUUGAACGUGCGUUCAGGAACAGAGAUCUUCCUAUACUCAUAACAACAACCACAUUAGCCAUGGGCGUUAAUUUACCAGCUCAUCUUGUUAUUAUUAAGAACACGCAGCAAUAUGUCAAUGGCGCUUAUAAGGAGUACAGUAUAAGUACUGUGUUACAAAUGAUCGGUAGAGCGGGCAGACCGCAGUACGAUCGUGAGGCGACCGCCGUUAUUAUGACCAGACUCCAGGAUAAGUCGAGAUACCAGUCCCUGGUAGGUGGUUGUGAGCCCUUACAAAGCUAUCUUCACAAACGUCUGGCUGAGAACAUCAAUAGUGAGGUAGCUUUGGGUACUAUCCGUGAUGUGGCUCAAUGCGUACAAUGGCUUAACUCCACGUUCUUGAGAGUUAGAGCUGUUAAGGAUCCUAAAAGAUAUCUUGGUUUGCCACAGACAGCGACCGAGCAACUCAUAUCGAAGAAAAUCGAAGAGUUGUGUAUUAGAGCAAUGAACGGUCUUCAAAGUUCAGGACUUAUAACUAUGGACGAACUGGCGUGGAUAGAGUCGACCGAGGCUGGCCGUCUCAUGUCCAUGCACUAUCUAGACUUGGAGACUAUGAAGCUCAUUAUGAAGAUAGACGGCGAUGCGUCGCUGGAUCGUCUUUUAUGGUUGAUAUGCGAGAGUCAUGAACUAUCAGAUAUGUAUCUCCGUACAGAUGAAAGAAGAUGCCUCAAUACACUCAACAGGAACAACAAUUCCUCUACUAUUAGGUACCAAAUGAAGGGCAAGAUUACUACACGAGAGAUGAAGUUGAAUUGUAUAAUCCAGGCUGUACUCGGUUGUCUUCCAAUACCCGAUCCCUCUUUAAACCAGGAAGCCUUAAAAAUAAUGCGAAUAGCAGACAGAGUUUGCAAAUGUCUCGUCUCGUACAUAACACGUCCCAAUUUUAUAUCUGAUAAACCGAAAUUCUAUUCGGCGAUUUUAAAUUCUAUAACAUUAGCUAAAUGCAUCACGGCACAUUUGUGGGAGAAUUCUUUGUACGUGAGCCGUCAGUUGAAAGGAAUUGGACCCACUUUUAGUACGUUGCUCGUGACGGCCGGUAAAACAAACUUCAUGUUGUUAGAGGAAAGUCAUCCGCGGGACUUAGAAAGGAUAAUUAAUAAAGGUCCACCUGUUGGUAAUAUAUUAAGGAAACAAAUUAGUUUACUGCCAAAAUAUAGUAUAAAUAUAACUCCGUUAAACGAACAGACUGCUAAAAUACAGUUAUUGUUACUGAAUCAAGCUUAUCUAGCUGAGAACAUAGAACAUUUAACAGCCGGAGCGGCUCAUAAAUGUUACAUCGUUGUGGGAGAUUCGGAGAAUUUCUUACUUUAUUUUUCAAUUGGAAUCGACAGACAAUGCGAAUAUUUCUUUCAAGAUAUCAAUCCAUUUAGCAAUAAAGAUAUAUCUCAUAACAAAAUUCCCCAAACGAUAAGUCCUAAAAUACAAACUCAUACAGAUAAGGAGGGUUGCGAUCGCAAAAGAAAAAUCAAUAAUAAAAAAUCAAUACCAUAUGUAGAAAAGAAGAAAAGGGAGUCAAUAGAAGAUUUUUUAACAAAGAAGGAACCGUUUGAAAGAAAUACUAAAUGUUUGAUAGGAAACUCAAACAUAUCGAUGGAAAACAACCAAAAGAUUCCAGAAAAAUCUGAAUCACUUGAAGUAAAAUGUGAUAUCAUUUCAAAUAACCAGAAAGCAGUUGAUAAUGAAUUUGCAUAUCAAAUUGAUGAAGACGAUUUCCUUGAGGAAUUCGAUUACGAAGAAGUGGAUGACGAAAAAAUAGAUGAGUUGUUAAACGGCAUAGAAAAUGAAGUAAACCGUCCCUCAACAUCAGCAUCGAGCCAUAUGUAUAUACAAAAAACGAAACAAGACCAUUAUACUAACAGUUCAAAGAGACUUAAAACAAACGAUUACAAAGAACCUAAAAAUAAAAGUAAUAUGAAAAAUAAUUUCACAUUCAUCGAUAGAAUCGAAAAAAAUAUAGAAAAUGAUAACGAUAAUAUGACAAAUAAAACAACUGGUCUUUCGGAAGCAGUAAAAAAUCACAUUCAACAAUACUUACGAGAAACCAAAAGUAAUAUGAAAUGCAUAGGGACUAAUUUAGGUGAAUUAAACAAAAACUUAAAUACCGACACACCGAAUUUUACAAGUGAAGAAAAGAACGAAGUGGAUGACAAUGAUAAUUUCAGACCAGAAAUUAUAGAUUUAACUGUGUCAGGAACAGAAAAAUAUAAUUGUCCCACAAAAAAUUACAACGCGGAGGAAAUCCAUUCUAAGGCUCUGGGUUCUGAAACUGUUGAAAACACAGACGGGGAUAUAACACAUGAAGUAGCUGAGAUAUUUCUAGAACACAAUGAAAUAGAUUCGAUUGAAAUUGAAAAUGACAGAGCGGGUACCGAAAUUAUAGACAAAGAAAUGUUUAACAUUAAAGAAAAACCUCAAAGUGAAUGUCUAAGCCUCAGCCAUUUUAACGAGAACCCUAAAAAAGAUAUUAAAACUACUGACAUACAACUGACAUUAAGAACGUCUCCAGACACACAGAAAAGGUCCACACAAAAUUCCAAUGUUAUCUGUAUCGGUAGUGACUUUGAAACGAGACUAUACGAUCAAGAUUCUGUAAAAGACCCUGAAGCAAUUCCAGGGACUUGCUCACAAAAACCAUUAAAUACUUACAGAACAGAAGAAAACGAAUCGAGAACUAGCUUGUAUCAGAAUUUCCAGUCUCCUUUAAAUCCCACUGAAUAUAAUUUGGACAUUAAUGACCGAAAUAUGAAAAACGAAGGUUCAUUCAAAGACAUAAGAAAAUAUUCAUACAAUGAAGUAAAAACUGUUAGUUUUCAUAAAGAAAAUAUAACUAGAAUUUGUACUUUAAAUGUUGCUUUAGAUGUAACAGAUAUAGUCCACACAAACAACGAACCUAUAAUUUCUGAAUAUAAUGUUGAUGCCAAAAAAGAAACUAAUGAAAGCACAAGUUAUUAUAAGAAAGACUCAAAUACGCCCACAGACCUUAAAACUGACGGUAGUAAAACUUUUAUUAAGAGUGAUUACUCAUAUGAAUUUAAUACGAAACAUCAAAAAAGAGAGGUGAAAAAAACUGAUAAAAUUGCUCAAGAAAAAGCUCAAAAUACUAAUCAGAUAAUUCAAGGAGAAGAUAAAAAAACUACAAUUAGAGACAUCCUAAUGAAGUAUAAUAAAAAUGAUCCAAUUCAAAGUUGUUCAAAAAACGUUGAAACAGAAUCUCUGCUUGGAACAUACCAAAUAGAGCGUUCAGAAUUAAAACCCAGAAGAAAAUAUAGAAUAUCCGACUUAGAAAAAAUAGAUGUUACACUACCGGAAUCGUUGAUACCAAGUCAAAAUACAAACCACACAUUAAGUUUUGAAACAAAAACCGAACCAAAUCUACAUUUUACAAAAUUUGAGGAAAUACAAGAUGAAAUUAUAACUAAUAAAACAAACGAUGAACAUAACGACAGUUCAACUGAUACAAAUGAAGAUUGCAACAAACUCGACCUAGAAGAAACAGAUUUAAAUUUAGAAUGCGAGUUAACUGUCAACGACUCUUUUAAUUUCGACGAAGCUAUACUAGACCCUAAAACACUUCUACAGUCGAACUCAAACAAUGAAGUUAUAAUUCCACCACCGGCUGAAUUUUGCGAUAAUUCACCUGACGCGUCUCCACAAAUAAAUUUUCCUAACAACGAUUCUGUAUAUGAUCCACAACAUUCAGCUGUAGACGAUAAUAACGAAGUCUCUCCUACAAGCUUCAAUGAUGGUAUAAAAGAUAUAUUUACCUCUAAUUUCUCACAAUACAGUAAUUUUGCUGUACACAAUCAGAGCUCUUCUGGUAUUUUCAGUCCAUCCGUGAACAAUAGAAACGAUCUAGUAAAAUCUCGUUCGUAUAAAUUAUCACAAUUUAAAUUUAACCGCAAGAGGAUGUUUAAGAAGUAG